Messenger RNA from Carcharodon carcharias (great white shark), 4927 nucleotides. RefSeq names its product gamma-aminobutyric acid (GABA) B receptor, 1b (gene gabbr1b). Gene Ontology annotation, molecular function: G protein-coupled GABA receptor activity. Gene Ontology annotation, cellular component: membrane; G protein-coupled receptor heterodimeric complex. The record is from RefSeq and is a predicted model, not a curated record. Lineage: Eukaryota; Metazoa; Chordata; Chondrichthyes; Lamniformes; Lamnidae. Gene Ontology annotation, biological process: gamma-aminobutyric acid signaling pathway; G protein-coupled receptor signaling pathway.
GCUUGCUGCUGAUGCUGCUGAUGCUGCUCAUGCUGCUGCUGUUGUUACUAUGACAGAGCUUCAGCGCUUGGGAACGAGGACGAUGUGUCGGGGGCUCUGAGCAUCUUUAAGAGGACGGGGGCCAAACGCGACUUGUCGGCAGCGAAUAAUGAUGGCACGGAGCCGGAGCAGCCUCUUGCUCCUUGCGCUGAUCCUUCUCCCUCUCUCCGCAGGCAGCAAGCAGACCCUGUACAUCGGAGCUCUGUUCCCCAUGAGCGGUGGCUGGCCGGGUGGUCAGGCUUGCCUUCCAGCUGCUCAGAUGGCCCUCCGCGAUGUCAACAACCGCUCAGACAUUCUUCGGGACUACGAGUUGCAACUGAUCUACCAUGACAGCAAGUGUGACCCCGGGAAAUCUACCAAGUACCUGUACGAGCUGCUCUACAAUGAGCCCAUGAAGAUCGUCCUCAUGCCAGGAUGCAGUGGUGUCUCAACGCUGGUGGCCGAAGCAGCCCGGAUGUGGAACCUGAUUGUCCUCUCGUAUGGCUCCAGCUCUCCUGCUCUCUCCAAUCGCCAGCGCUUCCCCACCUUCUUCCGGACUCACCCUUCCGCGACCCUCCACAACCCGACCCGGGUCAAACUCUUCAAGAGAUGGGGCUGGACGAAGAUCGCCACCAUCCAACAGACCACAGAAGUCUUCACCUCGACUUUAGACGAUUUGGAGCAGCGCGUGAAGGAAGCCGGGAUCGAGAUUAGCGUGCGGCAGAGCUUCCUGACAGACCCUGGCGUCGCUGUUAAAAACCUCAAGAGACAAGAUGCCCGUAUCAUUGUUGGGUUAUUCUACGAAACUGAGGCAAGGAAAGUCUUCUGUGAGGUAUACAAGGAGAAGCUGUACGGUAAGAAGUAUGUCUGGUUCCUGAUCGGAUGGUAUGCGGACAACUGGUUCAAGAUCCAGGACAAUAACAUCAACUGUACGGUGCAGCAAAUGACGGAAGCCGUGGAGGGUCACCUCACCACUGAGAUCCUCAUGGUGAAUCCCACCAACAGCAGGGGAAUUUCCAAAAUGACCUCCCAAGAGUUCUUGGAGAAACUGCAGAUGGUGAUCAAGAAAUCGCCGGAGGAGACGGGGGGCUACCAAGAGGCCCCCUUGGCCUACGAUGCCAUCUGGGCCCUGGCCCUGGCCCUGAACAAAACGGCCCAGGAGCUGGAGAAGAAGCAGAUGCGUUUGGAGCAGUUCAACUAUCGCAGUCAGAACAGGGACAUCACCGACGAGCUUUACAAAGCCAUGAAUUCCUCCUCCUUCGAUGGGGUCUCGGGUCACGUGGUGUUCGAUGCCAGUGGAUCUCGGAUGGCCUGGACAAUGGUUGAGCAAUUGCAAGAUGCUAAAUACGUGAAGAUCGGCUACUAUGACAGUACGAAUGACAACAUGUCUUACUUUGGCACUGACCGCUGGUUUGGUGGGGUCCCUCCCGCUGAUCACACAAAGGUUAUCCCCACUUUCCGUUACCUAUCCCAGAAGCUUUUUGUGUCGGUCUCAGUCCUGGCUGGACUCGGGAUUUUACUGGGAAUUAUCUGCCUCACCUUUAAUAUCUACAACAGCAAUGUACGGUACAUUCAGAACUCCCAGCCCUACCUGAAUAACAUGACGGCGGUGGGCUGCACACUGGCACUGGCAGCCGUAUUCCCGCUUGGACUGGACGGGUACCACAUCCGCCAAUGGCAUUUCCCCCUUGUCUGCCAGGCCCGAGUGUGGCUACUAGGCCUGGGCUUCAGCCUAGCUUACGGCAGCAUGUUCACCAAAAUCUGGUGGGUUCACACCGUGUUUACCAAGAAGGAUGACAAGAAGGAGAAACGGAAGCACCUGGAGCCCUGGAAACUGUACGCCACAGUGAGCGUGCUGCUCGCCAUUGAUGUCCUCACACUGGCUGUCUGGCAGAUUGUUGACCCACUUCACCGCACCAUCGAGGAGUUCUCCAAAGAGGCACCAGCGGGGGACCAGGGUGUCCUGAUCCUGCCACAGCUGGAGCACUGCAGCUCAAACAAGAUGAACACCUGGCUCGGAAUUGUUUAUGGAUAUAAGGGCCUGUUGCUCCUUCUGGGCAUCUUCCUGGCCUAUGAGACGAAGAGCGUUUCCACGGAGAAGAUCAAUGACCACCGGGCAGUGGGGAUGGCCAUAUACAAUGUCGCUGUGCUUUGUAUGAUCACUGCCCCCGUGACCAUGAUCGUCAGCAGUCAGCAGGAUGCUGCCUUUGCCUUCGCUUCCCUGGCAGUCGUCUUCUCUGUCUACAUCACCCUGGUGGUUCUCUUUGUCCCGAAGAUGCGGAGGUUGAUAACACGAGGAGAGUGGCAAUCUGAGCAGCAGGACACCAUGAAGACAGGCUCCUCCACCAACAACAACGACGAGGAAAAGUCACGGCAACUGGAAAAAGAGAACCGAGAACUGGAGAAGAUCAUUGCUGAGAAGGAAGAGCGUAUCUCCGAGCUCCGCCAGCAGCUCUACGAGCGACAGCAGCUGCGCUCCCGGAGGCGCCCUCCAACACCGCCAAGGAGAACUUCACGGACAACCACUUCAGCAACUCCUCCUCGGGGACUGUCUCCUCCCUGUACCAGCCCAACCUGCCCCUGGUGAAGUGCCUGGUCUCGGCUGAGCAGACCGACAAGCUGGGCCGGAACAACUGCGACGGCAGCAGGGUCCACCUGCUCUACAAAUGACGCUCAAGGGGGUCGGAGGGUCGGCCCAAGCAGGGGCUCAGGUAACCGCUGGUCCUUCAACAUCCUCCAACUGGCUGAGCACAGGCAGAUGAUAGGGGCCCCCGCAGAGGAAUGGCCUCUGUGUUCCGUCUGACUGGUCUCGAGAGUGGAUAAACCCCACUACAGCCCAAUCCCCCCCCCCGCCCCGCCCGCCCUCAGAAUUGGAGCAAAAAUACCAAGCAAAACCUCAAGCGUGGUUACCAUGGAAACACAGUUAGGUAUGGGCAAUAAGUGCUGGCCUAGCCAGCGACGUCCGCAUCCUAUAAAUGAAUUUUUUUUAAAAAAAAAGCUUCUUUGAGCCCCAAGUGUUGAGUUCUUCGGAUAGUGAGGUUGCAGGAUUCCCUCUGCUGGUGCUUAUUUUGUGUUGAGCGCAAGCACGUCCCUUUAAAAUCCUUUCACGUUUUGUUUGAAAGGUCAACCAGGGGUAACCUUUCACUGACUUGGAAAUAUAUCAGCCGUUCCUUCACUGUCGCGGGUCAAAAUCCUGGAACUCCCUCCCUAACAGCACUGUGGGUGUACCUACACCACAUGGACUGCAGCGGUUCAAGAAGGCAGCUCAGCACCACCUUCUGAAGGGCAAUUAGGGAUGGGCAGUAAAUGCUGACCCAGCCAGUGAUGCCCACUUCCCAUGAAAGAAUACGUUUGAAAUACUGCAUUUACGAUAGAACUAACCCACAACAGCCAGGAGAACAUUUCACCCUGUGAAAUCCAUAUCAACCAUGGGUGACCCCUGGUGGCAAGGGCAUGUUAAGGGUAAAAGUCGCUCCUGAGCGGUAUCGCAUCUGCCGACUGUUCUCCUACCCGCUCAAUGCUGUUGCCUUUAAUAGGGCUGUUUAUUGUGGGGAGGGGAGUGUAUAGCGGGCGGCUGAUUUGACACUGCCUACCCCCGGUUUAAUUGGUGGAGAACGAUUGCCCUGCGUCACCCAUCGCAGAAUCAUCCUCGUUAAUUGAGAUCCUCGUCCCAACUCGUGUCCAUCGACAAAGAUUCAAAUUUGGGAGGCAAUUUCCCCAGAAGCCAUUUGGUAAAUAAUUCAUGUCACAGACAAGGGGAGUUUGUUAAAGGGAUAAACUCCCUCGCCACAGUUACCAAGGCCUGACCCGGAGUCCCCAGCUCUGGUGAAUUUGAUCGAUCCUGGCUGUUGAGUUAGGGGCAAUGGAAGGAUUUGCAAACUCGUUCGAUUGUUGCUGGUUUUGAUCCAGUUUCAACCCCAACUUCUCUCUUCGACCCGGGAAGCUUGGGGGUGGGGGCAGGAAGGUACAGUGUCCUCCAGGAAAGUGAGCCAUGGAAGAUGCUAUUUCAAUCUUCAUUGUAAUCAACCUGUAAAACAGAACAAUAUGUAGGAUUUUCACUGGGACCAGAAGAAACCCUGAAGGGGUUUAUAAUCGACCACACGUGGACAAUCUCCACUGCACCCCCUCCUGAUGCAAUUGUUGCCUACAAUAACUUGGGUGCUUUAGUCCGGACAGAUGCAGAUUCGAGGUCUCACAGUUGGGCUGGUGUGUGCUCUGUCCUUUAUUGGCAAAGUACCAACGCCAAGUCUUUCCAGCGCUUUGGGACCAGCCAGUCACUGAAUGUUUAAUUAAUGGAGAAAGCACCAUUCGAUAAACAUGCCAGGGUGCGGAGAGAAUCCAUUGCUAAUACCAUGUGGCUCUUAAGAAGUGUGGAGGCGUCAUUCUCACCCCGCGCAUAAGCCCCAGCUGGUGGCCGGCCGGAAAUUGAAGCGUGGGCCGGGGGAAGGGCGCAAAACGGACGUAUCGUUUUGUGCCCGUCCCCAGUUCAACCCUGCGGCCUAAUUGAACAAAGGAUGGGAGCUGCAGCCGUCACAGUCCUGUUGCUCCUCUUAAUUGCUUUCAGCAUCUGCACAGUCCUGUUCUCCUAUAACGAUGGCAACUCAAUCCGUCCUUACUGGACAAACUUUUAUUUUAGCGAUUUAUGGCUGUCUUAUCUAUAUUCUUCCAAUUGAGUCACAUGUGAUUCUUGACUCAUGCUGCGUCAGGUUGUACAAACUGCUACGUUAGAGUGCCAUAGUGGAUUGGAACCGUAUUUUUCUGUUAUAUUGGCAAGUGAAUGGUGAUCAUUUACAAUGUGCAUUGCACCAACUGAUUAGGAUUUGACAUUCGAUGCAUGGAUGGUUUUAACACCAGACUCAUUGUAUUUGGGAAAGGACUUAUUUCUAAUAAAAUGCUUCUGUAUAUUCUG